Molecule: messenger RNA, 1489 nt
Organism: Thermothelomyces thermophilus ATCC 42464
Lineage: Eukaryota; Fungi; Ascomycota; Sordariomycetes; Sordariales; Chaetomiaceae
Exons: 3
Coding region: 187-903 (238 amino acids)
Source: RefSeq, a predicted model, not a curated record
UCAGAGACCGGCGAGGCGCGUUGACCGGGGGGAUUACGUCUCGGCCAUAUCUGAGGAACAAAUACAAGAGGGAAGAUAUUAGCAGAGAGGAAGGAGCCGUUUGGGCGCGAUCCGAGGGAUCUUGGGGAUCUCUCUCCCUCUUCGCCCACCACAGUUGCUCGAUCACACACACACAAACCCCUCACCAUGUUUUCAUCAACGCUUCUCGCCGUCGCCAGUGCGGCGCUCGCGUCCGCCCACACAGUCAUCACAUACCCUGGGUGGAGGGGCGACAACCUGAUCACAAACGAGACGUUCCCCUACGGCAUGCAAUGGAUGUAUCCAUGCGGCGGCAUGCCCACGACCACAAACCGCACCUACUGGCCCACGACCGGCGGCGCCAUCGCCUUCCAGCCGGGCUGGUUCUCGGGCCACGCGACGGCUUUCAUCUACGUCAACUUGGGGCUCGGCAACAUGGGCCCCGAGUUGGCGCCCGAGCUCGCCGGUCCGCCCAACAUGAGCCACCCGAUGCUCCCACCCUUCCAGAUCCUCGGCCCCUCCAAGAACCCCUACCCGGGUACCGUCUGCCUCCCGCAAGUCCCCAUGCCCCAGAAUAUCACCGUCAAGCCCGGCGACAACGCCACCAUUCAGUUGAUCGAGACGGCGGUGCAUGGUGCCGCGCUGUAUUCCUGCGUCGACAUCACCUUCGCCGAGCCCGGGGACCCGCGCAUCCCCCUCGUCAACGAGACCAACUGCUUCAACAGCACCGACAUCGGCGUCGCCGACAUCUACACCCUGACGCUGCGCGAGUCCGGCCAGACGACCACCCUCGCGGCCGGUAACGCGGCGUCGCGCAGUCUCGGGAGCUUGGCGCGCUGGGCGUACGCGCCCGUCCUGCUCGGCGGGCUGCUGGCGCUGCUAUGAUCGACUGAUGCGAUGCGCGCGUGAGGAAGUCUCCGCAGCAGCCAGGGAUGGUGGAGAAUGGGAGGUUAGAACGGCGUAGUUUCGGUCCUUGGUCGGGCUGUUUUGUGGCUGGGCCAGGCCGGCGCACUGUAAUCCGGACAUGUUUUUCUUCUUCUAUCACUCUUGGGGGGAAACGGCGUUUGGAUGGGUGGGGUUUGUGUGGUUCCUUUGGGCAUAUAUCCGACCAGGAGGUCAAGUCUCAAUUCUUCCUCUUUUGGCCUCGGUUCAUGACAAUAUUUGCUUUGUUUUACAAGUUUUUGUCGCGAAAUACAAGGUUGCUGUUCGAAUGAGGCAACUCAGUUCCCAUGUCCUUGGCGUCCGCCUUACAUCUCUCAUGCUCACCUUAAGAUAUUAUUACUAAUUAUAAAAAAACGUCUAGGGAAAGAAUUAUGGCUGGCCGUCCGUGUUAGAGACUCAUCAGGAGAAAGCGGUUAAUGUGUCGACGCGGAGAUGGAGGUCAAUCACCGUUGCAAGCGGCAAAUGAAGCACUUAGGGGGCGCUGACAGAUCGAACGAUUUUUCCGGGCUAUCACCUUCCUUUCAAGCUC